This is a messenger RNA of Calypte anna (Anna's hummingbird), 2448 nucleotides long. RefSeq names its product EF-hand domain containing 1 (gene EFHC1). Gene Ontology annotation, biological process: mitotic spindle organization; cilium-dependent cell motility; mitotic cytokinesis. The transcript is spliced from 11 exons. The coding region runs from base 1 to 1968 and encodes 655 amino acids. Gene Ontology annotation, molecular function: alpha-tubulin binding; calcium ion binding. NCBI's taxonomy places the organism in Eukaryota, Metazoa, Chordata, Aves, Apodiformes, Trochilidae. Gene Ontology annotation, cellular component: axoneme; mitotic spindle. The record is from RefSeq and is a predicted model, not a curated record.
AUGAGCUCGGAACCGUUGCCCGGAAUGCCUUUCCUCCCGGGCUACAGCUUCAGGGACCUCCUGAAAACAUCUUUUCAUCGGUCCCAGACCCUGGGUUACAAAAAUGGAUUUGCCUUUUCCCGACUGCCAACCGUGGGGAUCGGCGGGGAGCGGCUCUACGCCAAUCAGCUCUCUGAAGCUGAGCUGGAGGAAUUAGCCAACCACAGACCCUUGCUGACCUAUGGGCCAGAGAAGAGGGCUCCACCCUCAGACUUCAUUCCAGCACACGUGGCUUUUGACAAAAAGAUUUUGAAGUUUGAUGCCUAUUUCCAGGAAGAUGUUCCUCUCUCCACGGAAGAGCAUUACCGGGUCCGUCAAGUGGGGAUCUAUUACUAUUUGGAAGAUGACAGCAUGACUGUCAUGGAACCUGCUGUGAAAAACUCUGGCCUUCUCCAAGGCAAACUUCUCAGACGUCAUCGGGUGCCUAAGAAUGACCAAGGGGAACAUUACCACUGGAAAGAUCUCAACAGGGGCAUGAACAUCACCUUCUACGGCAGGACCUACCGCAUCGUCGACUGUGACCCCUUCACACAGGAGUUCCUGGAGAGCCAAGGAAUUGAGCUGAACCCUCCAGAGAAAAUGCCUAUUGAUCCUUACACAGAAACGAGGAAGGCGCCCGUGCGCAAGUACGUCACCCCGUCAGAUUUUGACCAACUCAAACAGUUUCUGGUUUACGACAAGCAGGUCCUUCGCUUCUAUGCCACGUGGGAUGACACUAAAAACAUGUUUGGGGAGAAUCUGCCUUACAUCAUCCAUUACUAUUUGGCAGAUGACACAGUGGAGGUUCGGGAAGUCCACGAGAAGAAUGAUGGGAGAGACCCCUUCCCAGUGCUGAUAAGACGUCAGCGUUUGCCCAAAACUUUGGUGGACAACAAAAAUACCUUCCCAAGCUGUGUUCUGGAGAUCUCUGACCAGGAGGUACUUGAGUGGUACACAGCUAAAGACUUUGCUGUUGGCAAAUCCACCAACCUCCUGGGACGCACCUUCUUCAUCUAUGACUGUGAUGAGUUCACAAGAAACUUUUAUCGUGAGAAAUUUGGCAUUACAGACUUCCAGCCAGUGGAAAUAAAGAAGAAACCACCUGAGGAAGUUCCACAGGUCAUUCCUCCCUAUAAUGGUUUUGGCUUCCUGGAAGACUCCCUCCAGAACUGCUUUUCCCUCUUUCCAAAGCCUCCCAAGAAAGAUAUUGUGAAGAUGCUUGAGAAUGCCCACAAAGUGCUGCGUUACCAGGUGGUCCUGGAAACACCAAACCCUGAGGACAGAAAGCGUCGUUUCAUCCUCUCUUAUUUCCUCUCCACUGACAUGAUCAGCAUCUAUGAACCCCAAGUCCGUAACUCUGGCAUCAUUGGAGGCAAAUACUUAAGGAAAACCAGAGUUGCCAAACCAGGCUCUACUGCAGACAAUGUCACAUACUAUGGGCCCUCAGACUUUGCCAUCGGUGCUACAAUUGAAGUGUUUGGCCACAGGUUUAUCAUCAUUGGUGCUGAUGAGUUUGUGCUUAAGUACAUGGAGAGCAACGCAGAGCAAUUCCCCCCGGCAACGCUGCAGUCCCUGAGGGAUCAUUUUCACCAGCAGCAGGUGGUAAAGGAGGCUGACAGCAGUGCCAUCCCCACACUUGGGACCUGCAGUCAGGACCUGGAUGAGUUAAUUGCACAGGUUCAGGAGGAGCUGAGACACCAUAAGUACCUGAACAACAGGGACAUUUGGGAGGCAUUUCUUCAGUGUGACAAGGAUGGCUCUGGCAUCAUGGACAAAGCAAAAUUUUUCUCUCUUUGUGAAAACUUGAGUGUGCCAACCAGUGCUACCCUGGUUAGCAAGCUGAUUGAGCUGUGUUCUUGUGGAGAAGACAAGAUAUACUACCUUGACUUCCUUAGAGCCUUCCCAGCUUGUGAUCUUCACCCAGAAGUUCCAAUACAAGACCAGCAGUAAAAUUCUUAGAGGAGUUGACUUAAAAACAGUGUACUUCAAAAAGGAUCCUCUAACCUUCCCCUUUGCUUCACUCCUUCCCUCCCUCCCCUCCCCAGUUACCUUCACCCUCACUUUUAUUAAUUUUGGUUCCCUUCUUAACCUCUCCCUGCCCUUUUACCACCACCAAACUCAACCUCACAACUGCUGGAUAUUGAAAGGAAACUUACAGGGAAAAAAAAAACUUUGGAGAACCAAAGCCAGGUUCUCCUGGUCAUCUCAACUUUUAAAUGCAGCAAAGCCAAGCUUACUAGAAAAGCUUUCUGAAGCUUGGAGUGAUAACCACUCAGGAGUCCUCUUACAGAGUUGAAAGGAAGUUUUUCACCUUCCAGAAGCCACGACUGCCACUUUGAAUUCUUACUUGCAUUGCAAGCAGACCCAAGAGCCCUGCCAUGAACAUCAAUAAUUUCCCUCUUUCUAGUUUGAAUGUAAGCAAGUCAUGCA